GGGGCUGGGAGGGAGCCCUGCUGGCGGUGCCAACACUGAUUACUGUUGAGGGAAUAUCUCCUUGCUAGACGCUUCCUCGCACAACUCUGAGGUUGUGGGUAUUUUUGUUUUCAUCUCUGCUUUGUGGAUAAGAAAAUUGGUACUCAACAAGGGCGUGUGACUCACCCACAAUGUCAGGCGGGGGCAUGGCUGAGGAGACACAGGCCUGGCCUGAGGUGACCUCCUGGCUCUUGCACUCAAACACUGAAAAUUGGGGGGCUUCCAUGGUAUUUUUAAUUACAUGGCAGAACCCAGGAGCUUAGAGCAUUUUUUUUUCCCCAACACAGGGUACCUCCCCAGGCCUCAGUGGCCUGGGGCCAGGGACCUUGCCUGUUAGUGGGAGGGCCCUGAACUCUGGGCUGACCUCUGGGAAGUAGGGUUCAGGCCAGGAAGACACCCCACAUGCCCUACCUCACUGAGGUUAGGAAGGGGGGCCUGCCUUCAUGGGGGCUCUCUGAUAAGAGUGUUAUAUAGAUGCCUCUUUCUAGAGCUCCAGUUUCAAAUAUUUGGAGCCUGGGGAGGGAAGGGAAGUAGGUGAUUUAAAAAAUUCUUAUAUUGAAACAAUCAUCAGAAUAUCUGAAAGCCACACAGAGAUGCAGCCUAUUUUCAAGAUGAAAUAUCUGAGCUCAGGACCCCAGAGGGCUUGUUCACUGUCCCUCUUGAUCACCAUCAUGGGGGCUUCUCAGAGGAUUCAGAACCUGCUCUGGGCUCUGUGGUUCUUCUACGGUCCUGUCAAAGAAGGGUGGAGACUCAGAGAGGGCUGAGUGACCUUGUCCAGGCUGUGUGACCUGGAGGUGGCAGAGCCCAGAUCCUCCCCCAUUGACCACAGGCCCUAGGUACUUGCCACUUUGGUACCCGGACAAGACAGCAGGUGAGGAAACCACAGGCCCCUCCCACAGAGAGGAUACUGGCAGUGGCAGGUCUCAGGCCAGGCUAGAGAGAGGAUGGACAGGAACGAUAGGGACCCCCCUGCACUGGGCAUUUGAGGGUACACAAAUGGGGUGUGAUCUACCCUCCAAAGGGACUAUUUUAGUUGGGGUGUGUUUGGCUCUGAGGAGCAGGAAACUACUGAAUCCUACUCAGAUCAAAGGAUAUUGGCUGAAAAAACCCAGCCCACCAACUCAGGGGCAGUCAGGGGUGGUAGGGAAAUGGAAGUUAGGGCUCAAAUUCUAUCACCUCCACUAUGCUCACUAGUCUCUGUGUCUUUCCCUCAUCAGCUUCUUCUGAGUAUGGCCCCAGCAGUGACUCUGUCACCUUCCAGUUCAAUUCCCCAGCCCCCUCUCCCUUCCUCAGACUAUGUCCCAAAGCCUAGAGAGGGGGUCUGUCCAGCCUAGCCUGCCUAUGGAUUCUGGGCCCGGUGUCUAGCCUGGCAGAAUCUGCUGGACCCUGAGAAGGGGUGUCGGUGAGAGCACAAGCAUGUCUGGUGCAGGGCCCCAUAGUGAGAAUCUGAGAGUCCCUGGGGAUUGAGAACCAGGUUUGUGUCCCACCGGCAUUUAGAUCUGUAGACAGGUCUCUCCAGACAGACCAUUUCCCCUCUCUCACAACCCUGGGAUGGCACCUGGGUUUGCUUAGCAUGUUCAUGCCUGUGAGCUCAUGUCACAGGUGGGGAAACUGAGGCCCUAGCAGUGAAAUGAUUUAUCUAGGGACAUGCAGUGAUGAGAGAGGUCUGUCCCACAGCCUCUGCAGCCCAGUUGCUAGAAAUGGGUUCUUCUCCUGGUGCCCCCCAGAGUCCCUUCCUGAGUCACCUGCUUCCAGGUGGGGCCCCAAAGGGCAGCAGUUGGAUGUGAGGGAUUUGGGAGUCUGGGCAAGAGCAGCCUGCUUUGGGGGGCUUUGGGCUUUUGGAUGGACCCCAAGGACCAUGAAACAGCCCCAUUUUUGCAUAGGGGAAAAUCCUGUGGAGAGUCUUGGGGUCUACAAGUCAAGGCAGGUUAAAAACUGGGGCUCUAGGGAGUGUCUCAGUGGCCUUCCUCUCAGGCCAUGAUCUCAGGGUCCUGGGAUCAAGCCUUGCCUCAAGCUCCCUGCUCAGUGGGUAGUCUGCUUCUCCCUGUCCCUUUGCCUCCUCCCCCUGCUCAUGCUCUCUCUCUGUCUCUCUCUCAAAUAAAGAGAAUCUUAGGGGAAAAACAACAACAACAACAACAACUUGGGGCUCUGGACCCAGAUAGACCUAUUCUGAAUCCCCCACCUGCACUCAGGCUGCACAGUCCCUGCUUUGAGCUGCCCUCAGCCUCUCCCUUGCCCCCCACCACAAUGUGGGCAGCUCUGUCCAUCCCACCAUGCCCAGUCAGGCCUCAUCUUGAAUAAUCUUCUAACCUACCCCUUAUCAGGCAUGGCAGGUAGGAGGUGCUUGGAAGAGCUGUAAACACUGUGUAUCACUCCCUGCUCUGAGAAGGUCAGGGUGUUUAAUAGUUUUUAAAUUACUAUAAUUUUAAUUAAAGGAAACUUCCUGGAAAACUGACAAAAUCUGAAAAAGAAUAUAACCCUUAGGGGGCACUGAUUACUCUUCUUCAGGAAGUGGGUGUGCGGGGAGGUUUCCCCUUGGCUAGCUCAGUUCUCUCCCACAACCCCUCCAGGAGAAAGCCUGUCUAAAUACCCCUUUAUUUCAGUUAUUGACCUGGAUAUCCCUUGUCCUAGAAUUUGGGCCAUUAACCAGCUAUUUGCAGGCUCCAGCAGGCAUCGGAAUUACCAGAGGCAAAUGUAAAAAUUCAGAUUCCUGGGCCCACCAGAGAGCGUUUGAUUCACCAGGUCUCCGGUGAAAAUGAGGGCGGGUGCCGGAGGUACCGGGUUGGGGAGGUGGAGGACAUAGGCUGUGCAAAUCCUUGUCCAGUGAUUAUGAUGGAGCUUGCGGGACACUUGUCGUUCCGCGUCUGACCACGAGGCGGCGCCGCGGACCGAGCUAAGUGGUUCCCUUUGAGGUCUUGUUCCUCCGGACAGGCUGGUGUCUUCAGGACUUGCUGGUCAGACAACAGGCCAAGGGUGAGCCGUGUUCCGGUGGGCAACUUCUGCAGGGAAGGAAGCCUGACGUCAGAAAGGAGGCUCGCAGCUGGCAGUGGACACCAGCCUGCGCCAGGCAUUCCACCUUGGUUUCUGCGCACUUGGACUCCAGAACUCAGAGUCCAGGGUCCAGCCUGGAAUGCGAAUCAGCUUGAUCUGCUCUGGGGUGUGCGGUUUACCCAACCCUGAGCAAAGAGAGCAUCCGUCGUUCAGAUUGGAAAGGAGAGACCCAAACAGGGGCAAGGGCUUAGUGGCAGCUGCUCUGGCUUCCAGCCCUCCCGGGGGCUCUUUGUCCUGCUAGGACUUGGGGCAGAGGGUGGACCCCAGGAAGUUUAGCUGUGAGUCAGUUCUGAGUGCCCAGGAGAUGGGACAGGGGCUGCUGGCCAGGGAUAGAUGCUGGCUGGUACCCCGCUUCCACAAAUGUGGGUGGCCUUGGUGAUUCAGUUUCCCUGUGCCUGCCUAGGAGGGCCGGCCCUGGGCUGGGAGAGGGAGGAAGCGCUGGGAAUAGGGAGGGGCUAUGGAGGGGCCUUAAGGGACCCCGUGGUCCAACUCUUUUGGAUGUUGAGGUCCCACGGAAUAACUGUGGCCAGAGAUCGAGUGGUUCCGAGACUAGUCCUGGGAUGAGGGUCCCUGGGUGGGGGUCCUUGAAGAUGCAGUCCCUUGUGAGGCUGGGGGUUUUAUCGGGCUCCCUCAAAAAGGCACCGCACUGUCCCCGCCCUGCGUUGGUCUCUAUCGGGGGCUUGCCUUGGCGCUGGGUGUGGAGGGUUCUGAUCCCUCGCUGGUAGGGGAGAGGGGGACAAGCAACCUGGCCACUCCAGCUGGGGGACUCUGCUGUCGGAGGGACUACGUCCUAGGAGGGUGGAGGAGGGGCUGUGAGCGGGCGGCUUGGGGGAGGAGCGAGAUAUCGCUCCUGACUCCGGGGGCGGGGCCUCGCCAGGGGCGGUGCUGGGGGCUCAGCUCAACUUUCCGGGUGGGGCGCAGGCGGUGGCAGUGGAGGCGGGGCUUAAGAGCGCGGGGCCUCGCCCGCCGGGCUGGCGGGGCUGAAGCCUGGCCGGAGCUGCAGCGGGAGCCGCAUCGCGGGCCGCGGGGAGCCGGAGCCGCCAGGAGCCGGAGCUGGCGCGCAGGCCCUGCCGGAGCCUAGCCGAGCCGAGCCGAGCGAGCUCGUCUCCUGGCACCGGCCUGAGCGCGGGCCGGUGUGUCAGCUAGCUGCUGGGCCUGGUCGCACUGUCGGAGGAAGCGAGCCGCGACCACCGGGCAGCACCGGGAGCCGGUGACCGGAUCGCCCCUCCCGGGCCGGGGCCCGGCCUGAACAAGCCGUAGGUCGCGGAGUCUAGACCGAAGAGAAAAAGGAACGAGGAUUAUAUUAUCUAAUCGUGGAGUGGGCUUAAAAGCGCGAAGAGUGGGGACUUCACCUGGGAUUGGGCAGAGGUUCCUGCAGCGUACUAGGCGAGCUUGAGCACCGGAGAGCCUGGCAUGCCAGCCGCUCGGCCUGGGUUUGGCCGUGCUGCAGCCAGGAGCACAGCAUAGUACCCAGACCUUAGCUGGCACAGGCCUGGGACAAGAAGCAGUGUCCUCACCUGUCUAAGACUGGGCCCAGGAUCUGAGGAACUGGAUCCGGCCUGGCCCAGAGUGGGACUCUCUGGUGGCCUAUAGCUGGUCACUGGAGAGCUGUUCUCCUGCCCCAUACCCACUGGUACGGAUGUGUCGCAGCCUGCUGGAGCACCAUGAUGGCAGGAUGACCUCAGCGGAGGCAGUGGCAGCAACUAGUGGUGCACGGGUGGCUGGGUCCCCCGAGUGGCCCCCCGACACCCCCCAGGCCCUUGGGCAGCCUGGCCGGGCCCGGGUGGCAGUGGCAGCGCUGGUGUGGCUGCUGGCAGGGGCCAGCAUGUCAAGCCUCAACAAGUGGAUCUUCACUGUGCACGGCUUCGGUCGGCCCCUGCUGCUGUCUGCGCUGCACAUGCUGGCAGCAGCACUAGUGUGCCGCUGGGGGGCACAGCGUCCCAUGCCCCGCCGCACCCGCCGUCAAGUGCUGCUGCUCAGCCUCACCUUUGGUACCUCGAUGGCCUGUGGCAACGUGGGCCUGAGCUCUGUGCCCCUGGACCUGGCACAGCUGGCCACCACCACCACACCGCUGAUCACGCUGGCCCUGUCGGCGCUGCUGCUGGGCCGGCGCCACCACCCGCUGCAAUUUGCCGCCAUGGGCCCCCUCUGCCUGGGGGCCGCCUGCAGCCUGGCUGGUGAGCUCCGGACCCCACCCGCGGGCUGUGGCUUCCUGCUGGCUGCUACCUGCCUCCGGGGCCUCAAGUCCAUCCAGCAGAGUGAGUGCCUGGGCCACCGGCUGAGAAGGUGCCCUGUUACAGGAGGAGAGGCUGGAUGCGGUGACCCUGCUGUAUGCCACCUCGGUGCCCAGCUUCUGCCUGCUGGCGGGUGCGGCCCUGGUGUUGGAGGCCGGUGUGGCCCUGCCACCUGCUCCCACCAGCUCCCACCUCUGGGCCUGCGUCCUGCUCAGCUGUGUGCUGUCUGUGCUCUACAACUUGGCCAGCUUCUCCCUGCUGGCUCUCACCUCCGCCCUCACCGUCCACGUCCUGGGCAACCUCACUGUCGUGGGCAAUCUCGUCCUGUCCCGACUCCUGUUUGGCAGCCGCCUCAGCGCCCUCAGCUACGUGGGCAUUGCACUCACCCUUUCAGGAAUGUUCCUUUACCACAACUGCGAGUUCGUGGCCUCCUGGGCUACCCGCCGGGCCUUCUGGCAGAGGGACCGGACUGGCAAAGGUCUUUGAGACCAAGGGACCAGCUGGGCUCCCUGGGACAGCCCCAGCCUGAAUCCAACCUUGGCCAAUGGCCAUGGGAAAAGCAGAGAGCAGGCAGCCACUGGGGCCUUGGGAGAGAGGUGGUGGGGGAUCCUUCUGGAAGGACCAUCUUGGAGGCUGGAAUGGGGAUUCCCAGAGAGAAACCACCUCCUGUCCCUUGCCUGCCUCUCAUCACGGACCUCACUCACCACUGGAUGGUGGGUCCAGACCUGGCACAGUCACUGUGCUUGAGGGACUGAUUAUCACGAUGAGCACCAACUACUACUCCAAAAAUUGCUGGCCAAACUUUGAAAACCUCACCAUGUUCUGAUGACGAUGAUGAUGAUUCUUGGCGAUUGCACAAUCCUUCCUCCAGGAAGUGGGGGAGGCAGCUAGGGGGCCCAGGGAAGGGCUUCUUUAUUGCUGGGAUCCCCUGGGGAUUGGGGUCAUCAAUGCCAACUCCAGGCAGCUGCUGUAGCCUCACCCCUCGGCCUCCCAAUUUUGGGUCUUCCAUCCUCAAAUAAACUAUUUUUGCUUGUAGAA
This is a messenger RNA of Mustela lutreola (European mink), 6362 nucleotides long. It is a transcript of the gene SLC35E4, whose product is annotated as solute carrier family 35 member E4. Gene Ontology annotation, cellular component: Golgi apparatus. The transcript has 2 exons. Lineage: Eukaryota; Metazoa; Chordata; Mammalia; Carnivora; Mustelidae. The record is from RefSeq and is a predicted model, not a curated record. Bases 4730 to 6079 code for a protein of 449 amino acids. Gene Ontology annotation, molecular function: antiporter activity.